GCGGCUAACUGAAGCGCAUCACAGCUCACAGCCACGCCCGCACUCGACCACGCAUUUCCCGCCAUGGAGACGGCCCAGCAGAGCCCCGCGCCCGGCGCGCUGAGCUGGAGACUCAGCAGCCACCCCAUCACUCUGCUGACCUUCCUGUUCUUCCGCAUUUCCUCCCUGCUCGUCUACAUCCUCGGCCUGCGCCUGCUGUCCUCCAACUUCGUGCUCAUCUUCAUCAUCACCAUGCUGCUCCUCGCCAUGGACUUCUACUACCUCAAGAACAUCGCGGGGCGGCGCCUGGUCGGGCUGCGGUGGUGGAACGAAGUGGACACGGCGACGGGCGACGGGCGGUGGGUGUUUGAGAGCGCGGAGCCCGGCGCGCGUGACGAGAACGCGACAGACCGCCGCUUCUUCUGGAUUGCGCUGUACGCCCAGCCCGUGCUGUGGGUGCUGCUGGCGGUGCUCGCGCUGGUCAGUCUGGAGUUCAUCUGGCUGACGCUUGUUGUUAUUGCGCUCGUCCUCACCAUCACGAAUACCCUGGCCUUCUCGAGGUGCGAUAAGUUUGGCCAGGCGAGCGGGUUUGCGUCGAAUGCGCUUUACGGGUCUGGGCUGGCGAGCAAUCUGGCGAGUGGGGUUAUUGGCGGCCUGUUCAGGCGAUGAGCGGGUGGCAUGGGGUGAUAAAGCGAGUACUGGGAGUGGGCAUGGCGCAUGGAGUUUACAGUCUGGAAUUACAGUCACGGCGCUGAGUUUACACCCACACAGCAUGAUAGACAGAUAUCCUAUGAAUUUGCCGUCAGAAUGCAUCUUGUAUUGAGCAUA
Boeremia exigua is the source of this 807-nucleotide messenger RNA. Its product is annotated as Golgi apparatus membrane protein TVP23. The coding region runs from base 64 to 648 and encodes 194 amino acids. The transcript has 3 exons. The record is from RefSeq and is a predicted model, not a curated record. Gene Ontology annotation, biological process: vesicle-mediated transport; protein secretion. Gene Ontology annotation, cellular component: Golgi membrane. Lineage: Eukaryota; Fungi; Ascomycota; Dothideomycetes; Pleosporales; Didymellaceae.